Molecule: messenger RNA, 5800 nt
Organism: Anopheles arabiensis
Lineage: Eukaryota; Metazoa; Arthropoda; Insecta; Diptera; Culicidae
Exons: 9
Coding region: 1516-2658 (380 amino acids)
Source: RefSeq, a predicted model, not a curated record
GGGAAAUAUCCAUGACUUUUUCCAUAGGUCAGGGAAGAAACCAGUGCGAAGUGAAUUAUUAAAAAUGGAUGCUAGUGGUGAAGCCAAUUCAUCGAUGCAUGAUACGAUAACUAUUCCCGGAAUGUUAUCGGGUCCAGAGGCUAAGGAGGGUUUCAGCUUUGAAGCCAUUGAACGAACAUCAUCGAUAGUAAAAGAAGGCAAUGAAAUGUCAACGGAGUCUUGUGCCACGAAACGUAACGCUUCCUCUACCUUCUGGUUUUGUUCGGGAAAGCUCGUGCAGCUACGCGCAAACAGCUCAGCAAAACCAUUACAUAUUUCUCGCGUGUCAGUAAACAAUCGACCAUCAAGUGUCAUGCAUGAUGGGAGGGAAGUACGUUUCAUCUUACGGUCCAUAAAGUUCCAAAAUGAUUUUGGACAUGCCCGAAUGGAUAUCUGGACACGGCGAAUGUAAUUAGCAUACAAUUUUCGGUUAUGAAACUUGAAGAUUCUUGCAGCCUCCAGGAAAUUGCUUCUAUCGGCUUCAUUGCGUGUACGACUGAAUAUACGAUACGCAGAACGACGCAUUCUUUCUAACCUUUUAAGGUAUCUAGUGCACCAUGGUUGAGAAUUUGUAAAUAUUCGUUUAGGUACGAAUUGCUCAAUAAUGUCUGACACUGCUGACGUAAGGUAUUCAGAAGCAGCUUCUACAUCCAUGUUUCGAAGUCCAGUCCAAUCAGUGUCCCUCAACGCUUGCUUUAUGCUAACAAAAUCAGCUCUGGCAAAAUUAUAAGCAGAUACAGCACCAGGCAAGACUAUGCCGGAAUUAUCGUCUGAACUAGUGUGGGAAAACUGCAGCUUGAUUUCCAAUGGUGGAUGGUGGUUAUCAACCGGAACAAUCGCGACAAGGGAGACAUAGACUGACUGCACAGGCACGCUAUCUUCAAGAUCAUUUGAAACAAACACAAGAUCCAAUUGCCUUCCUAGGUCAUUUACUAUGCCACUGAUUUGUUUUAAGCAAUGAUAAUUUAUCAAAUCCAAAAAGCGAUUUUGACCAGGCAUGGAUGACGCGGGUUCAUAGUGCCUAUCGAUAGCACGCCAGGAGAUCAUUGGUUGGUUGAAGUCACCCAACAGACACAUCGUAUCGUUGUCGUUCAUAGAAACACUCACACUAUCAAGAGCCUCGUCGAGAGCAGUCAUAGUUGCAGUAUUUGUACUAAGGUCAGGAGGGAUGUAACUUACACCGACAAAUAUUUUACUUGAAGGCAACAGGAUUUUAACCCAGCAGUGUUCGAUACUCGUUAUAUUGGUGUGCACAGGAAGGCAUUUGAGACGUUUGGAAACAGCAAUCAGGACACCACCACCUAUCUGUCUGGCACUGUUAUUAGCAUUUCUAUCGCUUCUAUAGAUAGCGUAUUUGUCACAGAUUACUUGCUGCGAAAGUAUGGUAUCAUCAAGCCAUGUUUCUGUGAGAACAAUAAUAUCAUGAUCAAGCUCACUAGAAGCAAUGUACACAUCCUCAAGUUUAGUGCGUAGUCCAUGAACGUUUUGGUAAUAAAUGCUAAGGUCAUUAUUCGUCAUUGUUCGUCCUUGAUUAUUACGGCAGGCGACCCCUGUAGGAUUGACAUGAUAGCCGUGCGAUUGUGUGAGUGUAGUGUCCGUUCUUUGGCGAUGGUUUGUUUUGAUUUCACGAUCAUUAAGUUGCGUGCGCCUUUCGUCAAUCACUGCCUCAGUGGAAAAAAUAUUGUUUGUUAUAGGAAAAACAAUCGUCUGAUCUACUUCAGCAUAUCCUGCAUCACGAUGUCACUGUUUCUGCACGAGGAGCGGCGCUAUCUGCGGGGCGAGGUGGACAAACCGAUCGGCGAAAGCUUCCUAGAGCGGGACACCAUCUCGGGCGUCACGGUCAAAUUCAAUGUACUGUUGCUCAUCUUUGCCACCUUGGGCGUCCUGUCGUCCGUGCUCGUUCUAAUCGGAUUAAAAAUGAACAACCGUGGCCUACUGUUGCCAUGGAUUGGGGUCAUGAUAGCGGAUCUGCUGGUCGAGUGUGCACAUUUUGUCUAUCUCAUAGCCAUAGAAACGCUUAAAUUUGAACCAUUGACGGCGAUGCUGUUUACCAUUGAUUUUUUCAUCAUGUGUCUUAAUAUUUACUGUUUGCUGUGCGUGAUAUCGCAGUACCAGGAAUAUAAAGCUGGCCGCGGACAGGCCGAUGACGAUUCGUACACUUGCCCCACCAACAUACAGUACAGUCCGCCGGCGCCCACCUGUCUACCGCAGGCCAAAACGACAACGCUCAGCCCCGUCAUCUGUCCGCACUCCAACUGCACCCUCAUCCCGGAGGAGACGCAGAUCAAUGGAACGUUCGUGGGAAGUGUAGCAUCGUCCCCGCUAAGGCCGCCGCCUCCGACGGUCCGUCCGCCGAGAGGGUCGCUGCUGAAGAAGCACGUCAAGUUUUCGGCCAGCGAUAAGCCGAAGGGCUGCUGCACGGGCAUCAUCCAUCCGGAGAACAUCAUCAAAGACGCCACCAAACCGAACGGCCACAUGAUGGUGUCGAUCGAGACGCUGCCCGAGUACAGCGAGGAUAAGCUUUCCUGGCACGAGCAAAAGCUGUCCAACGCCAAUCAACUGUAUCCGAGCGUAAAAGGCUCGACCGCGCAGCACCAUCAGCAGCAGCCCGAACACUAACCAUUCUCUCUCUCCAAACGGUGCCCAACCCACACCGUGUCAAACUGUGGCCAUAAUCGAAUUCCUUUAGGAGUAAGCACUCUCUCCCCGGAAUUCGAUCGUACGCGCGGAUGUACCGCAAUGCACACGGCGGAAGCACCCAUAAUAACAGGGCACAGGGCGCUGCUAUAACGAGCAACGAGCGGAGCAGAAGAAAAAAAAAACAAGCCAAAACGAUCACUGGAAUGCGUAAAACGGCCACAGUCCAAUCUAGUUUUUCGAGCGCUUCCUACAGCUAUCAUUUCGCAGUUUUACGACCCCCACCGUUCCUCGUGUUGUUCGAUAGAGUUUCGAGCGCAAGGGCAUAGUUUUUACUUUAUUUUUGUUUUUGCCGGUCAAACAGAUACUGAGCAGUAGUGAUACUUUUCGUUUAAUGUCCUUCCUCAUAGCAAAGCAAAAAAAAACAGAGGCGAUUGCCUAAUGUCAAUGACCGUACCAAUGACGAUGGCGCCAACAACCCCGAGGGGAGCGAGUAUAUUCAUUAACACAGGGAAGGACUCUUGUUUUUUUUUGGGAAUUCGUUUGAAAACAAAUUUGCAAUGACCACACGCCAUAACCAUUCCAAUUGGAUGUUGCUGGAAAUGGAAAAGAAAUGAACAUGAAAGGAACGAAGGUAGCAAAACAAAGCAUCAAAUAGUCUUUACAAUGUUGGGCCAUUAACUGGAAAGCAAAACACGCCACAGUGAUCAGCCGCUCUUCAGGCUGUGGUUUUGUUGUGGCUGGCUGGAGACUUUCAAAAAGGAUGGCCAUUUUGAAAGCAUGGACCGGCGCCGGUAAAUCAUUCGAAGUGGAAGCUAACUUCGCAACCCCCAAAAGCACGCGUCUCAAGGCGAACGAGUGUUCUUCCCCUUAUCCUGCAAGAUGAGCCCCCUCCGGUUGUUUUGUUAGUAUUAUUAUCGGGCAAGCAUUUCUAAAUCAUUAUCCAGCAUGUGAUAAAUGAGUGACGCACAGUGAGCGCUUCUGUGCUUUACCUUUUUUUUACCCCUUGGGAAUGAUCUCGGAACACCGUAUCAGUAUUGCAGAUCGAGGCACGAUUUCACCGCACCACUUAAUCAGCACGCUGUUCUGCUCACCUGCUCAUCUGCUUACAGCGCCCACAGCUUGUUCCUUCGUUAGCGCAAUGACUGGUUGAAUCAGCGAAAAUAGAAGAAAACACUUUUAAAUGGUCGCAGGUUUUUGUCUUUUGCCUGCCGCAUUUUUUUUUUCCUUUUGCCAUCCAAACCCUUGGGUUGGGCGAGACAUCUCUCAAACUCAACGCAUCAUUAUAGAGCGCGGCUGUCUGGUACGCUUGUGCCGUCACCUGUCGCCUUUCAACCGGCGGACCAACAAAAGCGAAAACCGCAGUGACGGAUGGAUGGAAGCAAAAUUUGCCACCCUCAGCCUUUUGUGUCGUUUCAUCCCAUUGACUCGCUAUCCGCUCCUCCACAGACGCGUGGUUGCUGAGCGCUUCUUGCGCCUCGCAACGCGCCUGAAUGUAUGCAAAAUGAGCGCAAAUUAUUUCUCAAGUGGCUGCGGGCUGAGCGUACAAAAGGGGGGGGCGAGCUUUAGACUGUCACAAAAAAACAACAAACGGGACACACGCUGUCCAUGUAACCUCCUCUUCUUUCCCUCCUUUCUUGGUUCUUCUUCAUCCUGCUCCCCGGUCGUUGAUGUUGCCAAUGUACUCCCGAAGCUGAUCGCAGGAAAUGCCGCCAGUCAGGAUAAAUGACACUUCCUUGGUGGGACAACGGUCACCACCCACCGCCUAACCCCACCCGUUUCCAAACCCCAAGGGUCCAAGGGGCGAAGCAGCAAUUAAUUAGUGCACGGAAAAUCUCGUUGAUGUUUUUGUUUUCCUCUUGUGCGAGACAUUUGCCUUUGCCGCUCGAGUCCCCCUACCCGCAUGAAGAGGGCCCGGCCAUUUUAAACUGCUUGCGCUCGGGGCCCAAUGUCAAACUUGAGGUGGCGUUCGGGGUUAAAACGGGGGAAGGGGUGUCGAUGGAUCGAAUUACCAUUUCACCAUUUCCUUCCCAUUUCGCAUUUCGCACGGGCAAAGCAAGGGAAGAAGUGUGCCUUGGGCCGGCCCCGUUGCUCGAGAGCGGGCGUGCUCGAUCGAGGUUAAUUGUAAUCGCGCAAUCAGCGUAAGGUAUGAACAAGGUAGAAAUGCAAUUAUUUUAUAAUGAAUCAAUGCACCGCACUUGCCGCUUUUUGUGCUGUCGCAUGCUCUUUUCUUCGGUUGUUGGAGCUUGCUCGCUGUUGUUGCUUCCCUUUGAGUUGAGUGUUGUCGUGUUUUUUUGUUUGUCGAGUUUCAAGCGUUCGGUUCAAUAGCGCUUCUUAGCAAAAUUGAGUGUAGUUCGUGGCAAUGAAAAUGUGGUAUAUGGGUUUAAAAUGAACACUGCGCACACUUACAAUUAUAAUUAGGACACGAUUUUGCGUGGGGGAAAGAGCGAAGCAUUGAACGAAUUGAGAAAAGUGAUGAAGUGAUCUCGACGAACGAUCGUGAGUAAUAGAAUGAAAUAAUCAUAUUUAUUGCUCUUUCGUAGAAGAAAACAAUCACGUGUCUUGAGGGCUACGGAUUUCUGUCCCAUGAUCGCGUCGUGAACGAACCAAACACCGUGCAUACAUACACGAUAGCGUUAAGCAAGAAGACAGACCACAUACAACAGGAACUGUGCUGAUGACACAGCGCACGCUUGGGCUUUACUCUCGGAUGCAACGUCAGUGGGCCACGCAAAGCAAGCAGAUGCGAGAAAAGCUUGCCAAACCCAAAACCCUCACCAUGAACUAAAUUACAGGAAACCGGUAGCGACUGUGUGUGUGUGUGUUUUUAGUUUUGUGCGAUUCAUUUUUUUACCAAAGUAACGGGAGGGAAUGUAUGUGUAACAGGGGAGAGUAGAAGACGGUAGACGGAAUGAACACAGCUGAGAGCUGUGUGGCAAAACUGUGUGAUAUUUAAGAGUAUUUACAGAUAAAAGGGAAAGAAGGAAACCAAUUGAUUGUAAGGGGUACGACGGGCGGAAGGGUAUAGCGGAGGAAAGGAUGUGUAAAAAGGUGAAGUGCGUGAAGAAAUAUAUUUGUAUCUGUACCGAUUCACAGAGCUAGCCAUUGAAUCGGGUGUGUCUUA